GACACCACUGAGCCAACAGCAUACCACUGAGCCUGUUUCAUUGCAUCCUGCAGCAUCUUGAAAGUAGCGCUAAGAGCCAGAAUGGAGUAUCACCAUGCUUCAGAGAUGAACGGAGCAGUUGAAGACUACCUGAAAAUGUCCAAACACAAUGGUUGGAGCAGAGAUGAGAAGGAGUCCAAGAAUGCUGCAGAUGAGGACAAGCUGCCUCACAUUGAGAAAGCCUAUACCACCAUACUGAGUGAGCUUGGAGAGGACGUGGACCGGGAAGGACUUCUACGUACACCACUACGUGCAGCUAAAGCCAUGCAGUUCCUCAUUAAAGGUUACAAAGAAACCGUCCAAGAUAUCUUGAACGAAGCCAUCUUUGAUGAAAACCAUGAAGAGAUGGUGAUUGUCAAGGACAUUGAUUUGUUCUCUCUCUGUGAACAUCACCUGGUGCCCUUCUUUGGCAAGGCUCAUAUAGCAUACCUCCCAAACAAGAAAGUUGUUGGACUUAGCAAGCUUGCAAGAAUUGUUGAGAUCUACAGCAGGCGGCUUCAAGUUCAGGAGCGUCUAACCAAACAGAUUGCUUCAGCCAUCUCUGAGGCGCUGGAGGCCUCUGGAGUGGCAGUGGUGAUUGAGGCCGUCCACAUGUGUAUGGUGAUGAGAGGUGUGCAGAAGAUGAACGCCAGUACUGUUACAAGUGUCAUGCUGGGAACAUUUCAUGAUGAUCCUAAGACCAGGGAGGAGUUCCUUUCCCUCAUAAUGAGGAAGUGAAAAUAUUCUAUAUUCAGUUCAACUGAGGAAAUCGCUACAACAAGCAACAACUUGUUUACUGCCAAAUUGCUGUCUUUCAUGGCAUUGGUGGAGAGUCUUCUCAAGCUGAUAUUUUUGUAUGUAUUUAUGUUAUUUAUGUUACCUAGCUUGAAUGUCACACACAGGGAAGGUCUCACCAAACAGACAUUGAAUGUGAAAUCACAUGGUCGUGAUUUGCAUUUGCAUUUAAUUGAUGCAAUGGUGCUUCAAUUACAACUUCCAAUGCUAAUGUACAAUGAAAAUA
This is a messenger RNA of Larimichthys crocea (large yellow croaker), 1039 nucleotides long. Its product is annotated as GTP cyclohydrolase 1 2. The transcript is spliced from 6 exons. The record is from RefSeq and is a predicted model, not a curated record. Lineage: Eukaryota; Metazoa; Chordata; Actinopteri; Sciaenidae. Gene Ontology annotation, cellular component: cytoplasm. Bases 82 to 756 code for a protein of 224 amino acids. Gene Ontology annotation, molecular function: zinc ion binding; GTP binding; GTP cyclohydrolase I activity. Gene Ontology annotation, biological process: tetrahydrobiopterin biosynthetic process; tetrahydrofolate biosynthetic process.